ACGAUGGGAAGGAAGACCAGGAGGAAGCACCUGGCUCCUGGCUUUGGAUUGGCGCAGUUCUAGCCAUAGCAGCCAUUGAGGGGUGAACCAAUGGAAGGAAGACCUUUCUCUCUGUCUCUCUGUCUCACUGUUUAUAACUCCACCUGUCAAAUAAAAAAAAGAGAGAGAGGGAAAGAUAGGGAGAGGGUGGGAGGGAGAGACGGGGAGGAGGCAGGAAGGGAAUAUCAUUAUGUUCUUAGAAUUCUAUCUACAAAUUAUAUUGAAUCUGUUAAAAUAAUUUAAAUUUUAAAUUAAUUGUUUAAAGCUAUAAACAAGAUUAGAGCAGUUAUAGGAAUGGGGUAGGGAGCCGGCACCGCGGCUCACUAAGCUAAUCCUCCGCCUUGUGGCGCCGGCACACCAGGUUCUAGACCCGGUCGGGGCGCUGGAUUCUGUCCCGGUUGCCCCUCUUCCAGACUAGCUCUCUGCUGAGGCCCGGGAAGGCAGUGGAGGAUGGCCUAAGUCCUUGGGCCCUGCACCCCAUGGGAGACCAGGAUAAGUACCUGGCUCCUGCCAUAGGAUCAGCGCAGUGCACUGGCUGCAGCGGCCAAUGGAGGGUGAACCAACGGCAAAGGAAGACCUUUCUCUCUGUCUCUCUCUCACUGUCCACUCUGCCUGUCAAAAAAAAAAAAAGGAAUGGGUAGGGGCAGAUAUCAAACUCUGUUUAUAGAAUGCCUUCAUAGAAGGAAAACCAUUCUUGCCCCCAAAUUUCAGUUAACUUCCCUCCUUUUUAAAGAUUUAUUUAUCUACUUGAAAGAGUUACAGAGAGGCAGACGUACAAAGAGAGAAAAGGGUGGGGGAGGUCUUCCAUUCGAUGGUUCACUCCCUAGAUGGCUGCAACGGCUAGAGCUGCACCGAUCUGAAGCCAGUAGCUUCCUCCAGGUCUCCCAUUGGGUGCAGGGGCCCAAGUACUUGGGCCAUCUUCCACUGCUUUCCCAGGCCAUAGCAGAGAGCUGGAUUGGAAGAGGAGCAGCUAAGACUUGAACUGGUCUCCAUAUAAAAUGCCGGCAUGGCACACAGCGGCUUUACCUGCUACGCCACAGCACCAACCCCUCUAGUAUUGUUUUCCAACCUCAAAAACAAUUCUAGUCCACCCCACUAAUUUAGCACUUACACCAUUUGGUGUAUUUAUUUCACCAAAGCUCCUUGAUACCAGAAACCUUUCAGAUUUUAAAAUUCAUCCUUAAUUUUUUUUUUAAGAUUUAUUUAUUUUAUUUGAAAGUCAGAUUUACAGAGAGAGAAGGAGAGGCAGAGAGGGAGAGAGAGAGAUCUUCCAGCCACUGGUUCACUCCCCAAUUAGCCUCAAUGGCCAGAGCUGCACCGAUCUGGAGCCAGGAGCCAGGAGCUUCUUCUGGGUCUCCCACAUGGGUAUAGCGGCCCAAGGAUUUGGGCCAUCUUCUACUGCUUUCCUAGGCCAUAGCAGAGAGCUGGAUCAGAAGUGGAGACUUAAAACCAGCACCCAUAUGGGAUGCAGGCACUGCAGGUGGCGGCUUUAACUGCUACGCCACAGCGCUGGCCCCCAUCCUUAAUUUUUUAAAAGGAUUUAUUUAUUUAUUUGAAAGAGUUACAGUGAGAAAAGGAGAGAGAGAGAGAGAGAGAGAGAGAGAGAGAGGAGAGAAAUCUUCCAUCCACUGGUUCGCUCCCCAAAUGGUCACAAUGCCCAGUGCUGGGCCAGGUGCAAGCUAAGAGCCAGGAGCUUUUUCCAAGUUCCACAUGAAUGCAGCAGUCUAAGCACUUGGGCCCUCCUCCGCUGCUUUCCCAGGCACAUUAGCAGGGAGCUGGAUCAAAAGUGGAGCAGCCAGAACUCGAACUGGUGCCCAUAUGGGAUGCUGGUGCUGCAUAUGGCUGCUUAACCUGCUGUGCCACAGCACUGGCCCCUCAUCCUUAAUUUUGACUCAUCAGAUAAUCAAAGACAACUCUUUAAGGGAGUUGGGGGCAAAUAGUAUGGUGACCAGUGGGCUACCUGGGAGCCGGCAUCCUGUUUGGGAGUACCAGUUCAUGGUCUGCUCUUCUUCCAGCCCAGCUUCCUGCCAGCGCAUCCUGAGAGGCAGCAGGUGUUGCGCAAGUGGUUGGCCUGUCACUUCCACACAGACCCAAAUAGAGUUCUGGGCUCCUGGCUAUGGCCUGGCCCAGCCCUGGCUAUUAUGAGCAUUUGGGGAGUGGACCAGUAGAUGAAAGAUACCUUUCUUUUUUCCCUCUCUCUUUCUCUUUCCUCUGCCUUUCCAGUAGAAAUACUUUUUUCAAUAUAGUCAGUUUUUAUUGGAUUUCAGAGUUUCGAAAAAGCUAGAGUAGAUGAGUCAAAUUCUCAUAUAUAGAUGGGAAUAUCAAUUACCCUGUUUUAAAAUACUUUGUAAACUAAAAUACAGUAUAAGGUUUUUUUUAAAGAUUUAUUUAUUUGUUUGAAAGGCAGAGUUACAGAGGCAGAGGCAGAGAGAAACAGAGAGGUCUUUUUCUACUAAUUCACUCUCCAGAUGGCCGCAACAGCCAGAACUAUGUGGAUCCAAAGCCAGGAACCAGUAGCUUCUUCCUGGUCUCCCUCACAGGUGCAGGGUUCCAAGCACUUGGGCCAUCCUCCACCGCUUUCCCAGGCCAUAGCAGAGAGCUGGAUCAGAAGUGGAGCAACCUGGACUCCAACCGGUGCCCAUAUAGGGUACUGGCACUGCAGGUGGUGACUUUACCCACUAUGCCACAGCACUGGCCCCAAAAAUAUUUUCUUAAAGUCCCUUUUAUAUAUAUCAUGUGAUUCAUUUAAAGAUAAUAUUUCCUGUCAUUCUUCUGAAUCUAUCAAAUAUUUGAUAACCUUAAAAUAGAAAAAACACAUUGCGCAGACUCUAAAUACUUAAGGAUAUGAAUACAACACAUUUGGUUUUACUUAUUAUUUCUCACAAUGAACACUAUUAUUUAUAGUGCUCAUUCCUUACCUUAAACUUAUGAAAUAUUAUGCAAUAAUUUUGACAUUCAUAAUAUAUUUUGACUUCUAUAUGUGUAUUAAACUCUCAAUGGCAUUAUUUAGGUAAAAUUGAUAUACAGAAACUGGUACACAUUUUUACAUAACUAUACCCGUGCAAACCUUACCAUUGUCAAAAUAGUGAAUAUACACAAAUUCCCCAAAAGCUGAUGGGAUCCCUUCACAGUCUCUGUCUGCCACACUCCCCUUUACCUGGCAACCAUUGUAUGUUCUGAAUCACAGUACGUUAGUUUGUGUUUCCUAGAAUAUUAUGUGAAUGGAAUCAUAGAAUGUGUACUUUUUUUAUUUUUUUUAAAGAUUUAUUUAUUUACUUAGACAGGUUACACAGAGAGAGAAGGAGAGGCAGAGAGAGAGAUAGAGAGGUCUUCCAUCCACUAGUUCACUCCCCAGUUGGCUGCAAUGGCUGGAGCUGUGCUAAUCUGAAGCCAGGAACCAGGAGCUUCUUCUAGGUCUUCCACAUGGGUGCAGGGGCCCAAGGAAUUGGGUCAUCCUCCACUGCUUUCCCAGGCCACAGCAGAGAGCUGGAUUGGAAGUGGAGCAGCCAGGACUCAAACCAGCGUCCACAUGGGAUGCCAGCGCUGCAGGCGGUGGCUUUACCAGCUACACCACAUGCCAGCCCCCUCUUUUUUUAUUUUUUUAAAGAUUGAUGCAUUUAUUUGAAAGGCAGAGUGACAGGGAGGGAGAGUCAGACAAAGAGAUCUUCCAUCUUCUGGUUCAUUUCCCAAAAGGCCGCAAUGGCAAGGGCUGGGCCACAUGGGUGGCAGGUACACAAGUACUUGGGCCAUCAUGCACUGCCUCCCAGGUGUAUUAGCAGGAAACUAGAUCAGAAGCAGAGUAUCCAGGACUCAAUCAGGCACUCUAACAUGGGCUGUGGGUGUCCCAAGAGAUGGCUUAAGCCACUGCACUACGGCACCCACCCAAGUGUGUGCUCUUAACUGACUUGGUUCACUCAGAUUAGUUACUUUGAGACCCAUCCAUGUGGCAGCAUGUAUCAACAGUACAUUCCUUUUUAUUGCUGAACAGUGUUACCAUUGUAUGGAUAUAUCACAAUUUCUUCAUUCACUUGUUGAUGGACAUUCGGGUUGUUUUCAUUUGGGGACCAUUACAAAUAAAGCUACUAUGAACAUUUGUGUGCAAGUCUUCACACAGGCUUAUGUGUCAUUUCUCUUAGGUAAAUAACCAAGGAGUGAAAUAGCUAUAUCAUAUGAUAGGUGUAUGUUUAACAUUUUAAGAAACUCUGGCUAUGUUUUAACAACUUCUUUUGAAGAAGAUAGGACAUCAGUUCUUUUGAAAAGACCCAGGGGAUAACCCCCUCUCAAUGUGCCAUACCUCUGGUGUUCAGCCUGCUCUUCUGUGAAGUGCAUCUGGAGUACCUCCUGCUAGGGAGACAAUGCCCUUUGUUCCAUAAAUUUAUGAGAUUAGUAUGUUUUGAAACCCAAGGCUAGAUUAAGACCCUUGUGGCCUCAAGGCCACUGCAAAAAUUACCUGUUUCCCAAAUUUUAAGUCAAAAAUCGUCACAUAGUGCUAACUAACAUGUAUAAUAUAGUCUAUAUAAUUCUCAUUUUCCCCAGAAUAACAACUUUGAUUCUUGACCACAAUUUUUCAAAUAUCUAACUCUGCCCCAAAUAAACAUUUGAAGAGUCUCUUUUCUUGCUGGAGUCCUAAGCAUGUGCUCAGUCUGCCUGGAAAGCCCUGAAACGUUUUCUGCAGGACACAGGUUCUAGCACAUCCGGUGUUCAUUUCCUGUCACUGUCCUUGCCUCUGUCACAGGUGGGGCUGCCAGGCAGCUCCUCUUGGAUUCACAGGCCUGUGGAUCAUCCUCUUAAAAUGGGCUUUUUCAACAGUUAAUGUAGCAUAAAUGUUACUAACUUUAAAACUUUUUAAUUUUUACUUAUCCAAUUAUUUGAGUGCUUCCAGUCUUAGAUUCCCACUUGAAUUAUCUUUUGUCUUACAAUCAGUCUAGCAUAACAAAAGGACAGAUUCUGGAACAUGGGGCUUUUUCACUGGCUAUGUGACUUCAAGUUCUUCAGCUUUUCUAUGCCUCACCUCCCUCAUCUUAAAUGAGGAUUAAGAUGCGUAUGUCAAAUCAUCGCAUGAAUUAAAUGAGAUAUUUAUGCAGGGCUCUAAGCACAAAGCUUGAUGUGUGGUAAACACUGAUCAUUUACAGCUAUGUUAUUAUUAUAGUCAGCAGUCAUCCUGUCUUCACCAAUGAAAGAGAGUAGUGGCACAGAUAAUUCAAAUAGUGAAUGAGAAAAUAGCUUUUCACUUGACAGAAAAAGUUCUUGGCAAACUCUGUCAUUCUGUUUAUGUUUUGGUUGGGCUUAAAUUCCUUCAGCACUCACAGACUAAUCAGAGCAGGGAGAAACCCUUCAGAGUGAAUAUUCAGAGAAUUGAGAUGUAACUUUAAAAUGAAAGUCAGGGGAAAGGCAAAUCAUAGGAAAAAUCAGUGUUUGUUUCUUUGAAUAGAGAUGUAGGGGCAGGAAAAGGAUAAAAAGGAUUAUUCCUUUCCUGCUUCCCCUCUAUACCAAGAGAAAGUUAACAAGAGAAAAGCAAAACAAAUUGGUUUCAUCAUAGUUUUAUAUGACACAGGAGCCUUCAGACUGAGACCUAAAGACCUGGGCUGAAUUAUACACUUUUAUUCUUAGAUUCAAAGAAGCAUGGACAACUGUGUAGACAUAUGAUUGGACAUAAAAGGUCCUAGGCUGAAUUAUCCAUUUUUAGGCUUAUAGUCAGUGAAACAUGGAAAACCGUGUAGAUGUAUAAUUAGAUACAAAGGUUCUGAUCUAACUGUAGUAGACUGAGUGGAGAAAUCCAGCAAGGCCUGUUUAGAUUUUUCUGGCCUUUCUGUUCAGCAUGUGAGGCAGAGAAUUUCUGUAUGGCCAUCCUCAAGACAGAAAGAAGGGGAAAGAUAAGAGUAAUAUUUCUAGCUUUACGGCUUGCCUUGGGGGAAAGCGUCCUGGUUUUUAGGACCUACCUUGGGGAAGAGAAAUUAUGAUUUCUAAGGCUUGCCUUGGGAGGAGGAAGGUGGAGACAAGAGAGCAGGAGACAAGAAGACAAAAGAAGGACAGAGACUGCUUCUGAGGCCUUCCUCACUUUAGGGUAUCCUUUUCUGAGCUCCAAUGGGGAGUAAUAAUAAACAGUCUAAAGAGUUUCAAGUUAUAAUCUGUCAGCUUCAGAAUGAGGACAACCAGUGGGAAAAAAUGCAUGCAGUUUAGAGAUAGAAGAGUAAAACUCUGGGGUCAGCAUUGUGGCACAGCAGGUUAAGCCACCGCUUGCAACACCUGCAUUCCUAUCAGAGCACGAAUUCAAAGUCCUGGCUGUUCCAUUUCCAACCGAGUUUCCUGCUAAUAUACCUGGGAAAGCAGCAGAAGAUGGCCCAAGUACUUGGACCUCUGCCAUCCAUGUGGAAGAACCAGAUGGAGUUCCUGACUCCUGGCUUCAGCCUAGCCCAGACCUGGGUGUUGCAGCCACUUGGGGAAUGGAAAAAUCUCUUUCUCUCUCUGUUAUUCUGCCUAUCAAAUAAAUAAUCUGUUUUUUAAAAAGAAAGAAAAGCUUAGUUUUGGCUUGGAUUAUGUGGCUACUGAGUGAUGGAGCUAACAUUGUUUACCAUCUUGAUCAGAUCCGUUUUGUAGAAAGGCACGGAACAUUACAUAACCUUACCCAGGUUUUUGGAGCCAAUGUAUUUUAAAGCCUCAAUGAAUUGAGAAGAAACAAUAAAAAUAGUGCUGUGAAAUUCUCUGACUUCAAAAUAGCAAAGAUAGAGCUAACUAUUGAGAGGAAAUGUUGAGUCUUAAGAAUGUUGACCACAUCAGUAUGACAAGGAAAAUAAUAAUGUGUAAACACUAUGUAAAAGUUAGAAGGCAGAAUUCGAAAGUUAAUCUACCAAAGCACCGAAAUUAUUAGUAUCAGGAAAGGAGCUCGCAUAGUGUAGGGAAUCUGAUUUUAAUUUGGGUUUCUUGAAUAUGAUGGAAGAGAAUCAAUUAAUGACAUUUUAUAAGGAGUCUUGGCAACAAGUGAUGGAAAUAUAUAUCAUACUGGUUUAAAUUAAAAUAAAGGGAGAAUGAUUGGCUUAUAUGAUGGGAGGUCUGGCAGAGUAAGUGACUGAAGUUAGAUAGAUGCUCCGUUACUGUUGUCAGGAAUCUAUCUGGUCUGCUUUUCUAUGCCUUCUUACAGACAGACAUGACAGCUGUCUGCUUACUUGUCCUGUGGCUAGCUGAUGAAACAAAUGUGUGUUGCCCCCUCCCCAAUAGUACUAGGGAGAGCAAAUUCCCCUCUACUCACCACUCAAAAAAAAACCCUUAUUUGAGAGACAAUUGACUUGAGGAAAUCAGGUUUAUUUAAGAAGCCCGGCAACUUGAGGGUAUGAUGGAUUUUUGGCACAUCCUAAAUCCUCAGGUUAAUGGGAGAACUUUUCAAAGGAGAAAGGGGAAUUAAGGGGCAGUUAGGGACAAUAAUGAGCAUUGUUGCCUCCGGGCACAUUCUCACGGUUCUGAUAGCAUCCCGAAUCUGGCCAGGUGGUAGUCCAUUUGACCUGGGGCUUGGCUAUUUACAGCUGGUUGUCAUAAAUUCCUGCCUUAUCCUGAGGUCCUGCAAUUUCAGCCAGCUUCCCUGAGGUCAGUCCCUGGAAUUGUUAAGCAAGCAUUGUUUAUCUGUUCAGUUAAACAUAAGUCUGAUUAGUCUCGAAGUCAGCAGUUAGCUUUUGUUAAAAGGAGAGGAAAUGGAGUCACUUGAGUUACUGCUACCAAUCAUUCUAGCAAACAUCUUGGGGAUGACUCAGAUGAUUCUCACUGGCUGGCUCAGAUCUUGUGUCUAUCUUUUUGCUAAUCUUUGUGACCAAGUAGAUGAGUUGGCCAAGCUUGUGCCAAGUGCUCUCAGAGCCAUAGCCCCAGGCAGGGUCAGCUCCAUCUGAACUGCUUGGACUGAAAGUUCAGGAGGAAUGUUUCCCUCAGCUGGAGAAGACGUAAGGGCAGAGUUAAACAACAACAAAAAAUAUGAAUGUCCACUACUGAUGUUUUGAUCAUCAGUUAUGUUGUUUGUACUAUGAGACCAAAAUGGAAAUGCCAACUUGUAUCUAACUAAAGAAGGAGAAGUUAAAAUAAAAUCAAAAGUUAAAUGGUAAAGAAUUGUUUUAUAUGUGCUAUCAGAACAUAGUAUGAAUUUUAUGUUGAUGAAUGAAGAGUUUCCUUUUGCUUUUUCAAUGUGUAAAGUGCCCUUAUAAACUAAACUAUUUCUAGCCCUACAAAGGUUUGGUUUAUGGUACUUUGCCAGAAUUUGUAUGUUAUGGAAUGGUAUUUCAGGAGUGUUUAGUAUUUUAUUGAGAAAUCAUCUGCUUUUGAUUUGCUUUAGUGCAUUUGCAUUAUCAGAAAAAAUAUAUCUUUCAUUUAUAGUCAUCCUUUUGAGAAGGAUAAUACCUUAAAACUUCAUUAAGAUUGAUUCUAAAUGGUAUAUAAGAUACCAAUUGCUUUUCUCCAGCUACUUAUUAUCAUUGAUAAAAAAUAUUGAAGAAUUGAAAUCCAGUAUAUAUAUACCACUACAAAUAAAAGAGAAAAAUAAACCCACCAUAGGAUAAGAAAGCAAAUAUGCUAAUCACAAAACCAUGUAUCUAUACAACAUAUAUACCAUUAUAUAUAUGUAUACACAUAUACAUAUACAAAUUGAGCAUAAAGUUGACUCUGAGCUUCCCAGCAGUAGGAACCAAAAAAUUGAUAUCAGUGGGUUACGUUGCUGUCAACUAAAAGGUGGAUGCCUAAUAAUUUUUCAAGGACAGAACAAAACUUUCCCCUGGUAUUAAAUUGUAAAACAAAUUCUUCAUGUGAAUUCCUUACAUCAUGCAAGAUAAUGGACAACACAGAAGCAAUAUGGUUCUUCUUUCAAUAAUUCUUGAUAAAAAAGCAGGCCAUAAUACUCAAUGAUAGUGACUCUACUAAAGGGUAAUAGGGUGAUGAUUUUUAGAUAGCUGUAGCUUUUAGAUGAUCUUCCUUGAUACAAGGACAGAUUUUUGUAAUACUUAAUUUUUCUUUUUUUUAAAGAUUUAUUUAUUUAUUUGAAAGUCAGAGUUAGCCAGAGAGAGAAAGAGAGACAGAGAGAGAAAUCUUCCAUCUGCUGGUUCUCUCCUAUUGGCCACAAUGGCUGGAGCUGCGCCGAUCCCAAGCCAGGAGCCAGGAGCUUCUUCUGGGUCUCCCACACGGGUGCAGGGGCCCAAGGACUUGGGCCAUCUUCUACUGCUUUCCCAGGUUACAGCAGAAAGCUGGAUCGGAAGUGGAGCAGCCGGGACUUGAACCAUUGCCCAUAUGGGAUACUGGCACUGGAGGCAGCAGCUUUACCUGCUAUGCCACAGCGCCAGCCCCCCCCCCCUUUUAAGAUUUAUUUUAUUUAUUUGAAAGAGUUAUAGAGAGAGGUAGAGGCAGAAAGAGAGGUCUUCCAUCUAUUGGUUCACUCCCCAGAUGGCCGCAACAGCUGGAGCUGUGCCAAAGUCAGGAGCCAGGAGCUUCUUCCUGGUCUCCCACAUGGGUGCAGGAGCCCAAGGACUUGGGCCAUCUUCUACAGCUUUUCCAGGCCAUAGCAGAGAGCUAGAUCGGAAGAGGAGCAGCUGGGACUAGAACCAGCGCUCAUAUGGGAUGCCGGCACUUCAGGCUAGGGCUUUAACCUGCUGCGCCACAGCACCAGCCCCAGUACUUAAUUUUUCUUAGAUCUUUCUUUCUUUUUUAAAGAAGAUUUAUUUAUUUGAAAGGCAGAGUCACAGAGAGAGGGAGAGGUAUAGAGAAAGAGAUCCUCUAUCCACUGAUUCAUACACACAAACCCCAAAAACUAGAAGUUUGUUUUUAUAGCUGAAUAGUUGUACCUUAACUUCUAUACUUAUAUUUUUAUGUAAUAUUGAGUUUUCCAUGUCUUCUUGGAUAGUGAGACCAUAGUCAUCUUGUAAUUAUUACUGAAAUUUGAAGAGGUUCAUUUGAUUAUUAAAAGAGUUCACUUACUUGACAACGGCUUUGGAGUCCUCUGUACUUAGCAUGCCUACAUGCUAAAAUAAAAAAGUACUUAUGAUGGUGGGACUUGGCUUGCUAUCUAGAAUUACACUGUCUCAUAGGGUAACUACCAGCUCCAUGUAACUUUUUAAGUUUAAAUUAAUUAAAAUUAUAUUAAAACUAAAAUCCUCACACAGUAACCAUGUUUCAAAUGCUCAGUAGCAAUAUGGGGCUACUGUGUAAUUGCAAAUUAGAGAAUAUUUCCAUCAUUAUAGGAAGUUCUCUUGGCCAGUACUACUCUGGAGUAUACAUUCUUCCAUGACCUCUCCCUCUCUUCCUGUGUCCCUAAAAUUAAAAAACAAAACAAAACAAAAAAAGCAGCUUCCUCUAAGAAUGACUUCUACAACUUCCAACAUUUGGGGAGACAGCUUAUUUUCCCAAAUGAUUCUACAUGAUAUUUGACAUACAAGAAUCUUUGUUGGCCUAGUUGAUAUUUUUGUGGCACAGGAAAUCAUGCUAACCCAUAACCCAGAUCAAGUUGCUCUACGUUUCUUACUGAAGUGGCAUGUCCACAGAACCAGCUGGUUUUUAUUUGCAAGACUGUACUUUGAACCAAGAACAUUAGAAACAUUUCUAGACCUUGUUUUGUCAAAUUGCUUUUGAGACUCCCCCAACCCUGGUGACUUACUGUUAGUAAUUAUGUUGCUUUUGAACCUUACAGCAAAUAUGUUAGCUUCUAUAAUAGAUCUGGCCAUCUUAUUUAAAAAAAAAAAAAACAGCUUUAUUGGUAUGGGCACUGUGGUGCAUAGGGCUAAGCUGCUACAUGGGAUGCCUCCAUCCCAUAUCUGAGUGCUGGUUCAAGUCUUGGCUUCUUCUUUGCUUCCAAUCCAGCUUCCUGUAAAUACAACUGGGAAAGCAAGAGAUGAACCAAGUACUUGGAUUUCUGCCACCCAUGUAGGGGAUCCAGAUGGACUCUCAGCUCCUGGUUCCAUCCUGGCCCAGCCCUGGCUGUUGCAGUCAUCUGGGGAGUGAACCAGUAGAUGGAAGCUAUUCUCUCUCUCUCUCUCUCUCUCUCCCUCCCUCCCUCCCUCCCUUUCUCUUUUUCUGUCACUCUGCCUUUCAGAUAAAUAAGUAAAUCCAUUUAAAAAAAACUUUAUUGAGGUAUGGUUAACAUACAGAAAACUGUAGAUAUUUAAUGUAUAUAACCUGAUAUGCUUGUUGGCCAUCUUAUUAACAUAGCCUACAAUAAGACAGUCCACUAUAAUUCCUUCUAUAGUUAAUGUGUAUUAUUUUGCAAGAAAAAGUAAAUGUGAUUCUUUAACUAUUAGGCCAAGGCAUCUGCAUCCCAUAUCAGAGUACUUGGGUUUGAGUCCCAGCUGUGGCUCUUGAUUUCCCAUGUAGACCAUGGGAAUCAGCAGGUGUUGGCUCAUGUAGUUGGGUCCCUGUCACCCAUGUGGGAGUCCUGGAUUGAGUUUCCGGCUCCCAGCUUCAGCCUCAGUCCAACUCUAGCUGUUGUGGGUGUUAAGGAGAUGAAAUAGUAGAUGGGAGCUCUCUGUCUCUCUCUCUCCUCAAAUAGUAAGGAAGGUAUAAGUUCUUCAUCUUCUUUCCAUUGUUGAUCUAAAGAGUCUUGAUAUAAGGCCAUGUGUAUUAAUACAGGCUUAUGUGGUAUACACCAAUGUUGUUUUGGUCUUGUGCACUUUCAUCUUACCUGGGUAAACCUCUUUGGUUCUUUUCAGUCCUAACAUUCCUCAAUAACUUCCUUUAGAGACAUGUGCUGACUGUGUAUUUGCCAACGAUAUUAUGUUGCUCAAGUGUAUAGUAGGACAGUACACUAAACAUCUUUGCUGUAUGUAAAAUAAUCCUGGAAAGUUUUCUUUUACCAAAUGAGCUAAGUACUGUGCAAUAUUUAUUAAUGGUCAGGUUUGGACACUCCAGAACUGCACAGAAACAGGCAACCAUGUUCCUUCUCCCUGCUGCACACACAAUGAUCUGAUCAAGAGAGCAGAUCUCUGUUCAGAAUGUUCUUGGUCACUGGACACCUCAUAACUGAGGCCUUACAUUAACCACUGCUGUUCCAAUUUCAAGGCUCUGAGACCAUUUCCCAAGCUCAUAAACAACAUGGUCAGUUCAACAUUCUUUAUAAAAGUGUUGGCAAUUAUGGAGCAAGGUGGUGGGCUACAGGCAAGGUAAUUUAUAUUAACCUUCACUUUUGUGUGACUUUGAAAAGGUACAAAGAGUGGAGAAAUGUUGUCACCCAUUUGGGUGAAUUUAACACAGCUAUUUUUACUGCUAAUAAUAAGAUAUAUCACUGAAGCCAAAAUUUGCCCAAAGAUUAGUAAGACUUCAUUUUGGACCCAUGUCUUAAUUUAUUGUCAGAAGUUGAAUAUACAUAUGGGGAAAUACUGAACCUUAUUUAAAUAUAGCAUUAAGUGACUAAUCCGUGCCCAAUUUUGAAAUGUCAGAAAAAUCAGUAAGAUGUUAUUGUUAUACAAAACAGUUACACUUAUAUAAUAUUACCUCAGAUAUUUAUGUUUCCUUAGUCACUAGAUUUUUAUUCCCAAGUAUUUUUAUUAUUAUUUUGCCUUUUCUUCAAAUAGUUAAUGGAAAAAAUGGAAUGAAAAGAAAUUCAUGCAUAGUUUUUCAUAAUAUGCAUUUUUCAUGAACUUUUUGGAGACCCCCUCAUAUACGUAUAUAUACAUAUACUGUCUUUUACACACAAUAAACUUAGCUUUUUAUUCCACUUUCCACAAACGUUUUAAAGUAAUCUCCUAGAGUUGUCUUGUGCAGGGUAUACCUGUCAGUCCGUUUUCGAAACUAUUUCUAUGACUUUGAUUUGUUUUUAUCUCACGUUGCUGAACAACAAGAAAAGCAUUAAAGAAAAUAGCUCCAAUGAAUAAAAAAUGUGAUUUCUUCUAUGUGUAUUUUUGAUAGCAUUGACUUCACUGAAAAUCUAUUUUGAGUCCCUCAUUCUAUAUCAAUAAUAAUAUUAUUAUGACUUGAAACACACACGCACACGCACACACACUCAGCCCUCCAGCGACCAGUCGGUCUUAAGGCAAUAGCAGACGCCUGAUUGGCGGGCUCUGUUUAUUCUGUGACCAGAUUCCUUCUAAAAGAAGGCAGCCUGUGACUGCCUGAAGCCUAUUGGCCAGGCGUACUCUGGACCCUCCCCACACCCUUUUUUUUUUUUUUUUCAUUGCACACACCACAGGGAAGUCUGUGCGGAAUCCUAAACCAACCCAAUUUACAUCCAUUCAUGAUCUGUGACGUCAGCAAGCCUGUGGGCUCCUUUGCAGUGGGCUGGAGGAUUGUGUGGCUGGAAUCCCCCUCGCCUGUAUUUUUAUCAUUUUGCAAGGCUGUUUAAAUUAACCUUCUACUUUUUAAAGCAAGAAAAUGGGACAGCAUGUGUAGGAAUCCUUCAUUGUUGUUUUGGAGCCCUCUCUUACAUCAGAACUGUUUUCUACAAAUCUGAGUGUCAUCUCAGGCCCUCGGUCACACUCAUGGCACGAUGGCCAGCCCUCAGGAGCACCUGAGCUGCUCCUCUUCUCCACAUCUAUCCUUGAGUGAAAACAAAACCUUCAGUGGAUUACAAGAUGAGCUCACAGCCAUGGGGAACCACUCUGCACCCAAGCUGCUCGAGGACCAGCAGGAAAAGGGGGUGGUGCAAACAGAGCUCAUGGAGAGCGUGAGCAGCCCCGUCACUGCAGCUGUGUUGACCAGCAUAAGCGAGGAUUCCAGGGACCAGUUUGAGAACAGUGUUCUUCAGCUGAGGGAACAAGAUGACCCAGACGUGGCUGUGUCUCAGGGGAAUGGCCACACUGUGGAUGGAGAGAGCACGAGCGGAACAGAAGAUGUCAAGAUUCAGUUCAGCAGGUCGGGCAGUGGCAGUGGUGGCUUUCUUGAAGGACUCUUUGGUUGCUUGAGGCCUGUGUGGAACAUCAUUGGGAAGGCAUAUUCCACUGAUUACAAAUUACAGCAGCAAGAUACUUGGGAAGUGCCAUUUGAGGAGAUCUCAGAGCUGCAGUGGCUGGGUAGUGGAGCCCAAGGAGCUGUCUUCUUGGGCAAGUUUCGAGCAGAAGAGGUGGCCAUCAAGAAAGUGAGAGAGCAGAAUGAGACGGAUAUCAAGCAUCUGAGGAAGCUGAAGCACCCCAACAUCAUCGCAUUCAAGGGUGUUUGUACUCAGGCCCCAUGUUACUGUAUCAUCAUGGAAUACUGUGCUCAUGGCCAACUCUAUGAGGUCUUGCGAGCUGGCAGGAAGAUCACACCUCGACUGCUGGUAGACUGGUCCACAGGGAUUGCAAGUGGAAUGAAUUAUUUGCAUCUCCAUAAGAUUAUUCAUCGUGAUCUCAAAUCACCAAAUGUCUUAGUGACUCACACAGAUGCAGUAAAAAUUUCAGAUUUUGGGACAUCUAAGGAACUCAGCGAUAAAAGUACCAAGAUGUCCUUUGCUGGCACCGUUGCAUGGAUGGCGCCAGAGGUGAUACGGAAUGAACCUGUCUCAGAAAAAGUCGACAUCUGGUCUUUUGGAGUGGUGCUUUGGGAGCUGUUGACAGGGGAGAUUCCUUACAAAGAUGUAGAUUCUUCAGCCAUCAUUUGGGGUGUUGGAAGCAAUAGCCUGCACCUUCCAGUUCCUUCCACCUGCCCUGAUGGAUUCAAGAUCCUUAUGAAACAGACAUGGCAGAGUAAACCUCGCAAUCGGCCUUCCUUUCGGCAGACACUCAUGCAUUUAGAUAUCGCGUCCGCAGACGUCCUCGCCACCCCACAGGAAACUUACUUCAAGUCUCAGGCUGAGUGGAGAGAAGAAGUGAAAAAGCACUUUGAAAAGAUCAAAAGUGAAGGAACGUGCAUACACCGAUUGGAUGAAGAACUCAUUCGAAGGCGCAGAGAAGAGCUCAGGCAUGCUCUGGAUAUCCGUGAGCACUAUGAGAGGAAGCUGGAGCGGGCCAAUAAUUUAUACAUGGAGCUGAGUGCCAUCAUGCUGCAGCUGGAGAUGCGGGAGAAGGAGCUCAUUAAGCGUGAGCAAGCAGUGGAAAAGAAGUACCCUGGGACCUACAAACGACACCCUGUCCGCCCAAUAAUCCACCCCAAUGCCAUGGAGAAGCUCAUGAAGAGGAAAGGUGUGCCUCACAAGCCUGGCAUGCAGACCAAACGGCCAGAUCUGUUGAGAUCUGAAGGUAUCCCCAGUGCUGAAGUAGCUCCUACUGCAUCCCCCUUGUCCGGAAGUCCCAAAAUGUCCACCUCAAGCAGCAAGAGCCGAUAUCGGAGCAAACCACGGCACCGCCGCGGGAACAGCCGAGGCAGCCACAGUGACUUUGCAGCCAUCUUGAAAACCCAGCCAGCCCAGGAGAAUUCCCCCCAUCCCACCUCCUCCCCACCACAAGAUGAGUCCCAACACCCUUCUGUCCGUCACCAUACUCCUCUGCAGCAGCAAUACCAGCAACCCCCUCCUGCCUUGUCUCAGAGCCCCCACCCCAGACUCAAUAUGCACGGACAGGACAUUGCAACCUGCGCCAACAACCUGAGGUAUUUCGGCCCAGCAGCCGCCCUGAGGAGCCCACUCAGCAACCAUGCUCAAAGACAGAUGCCAGGCUCCAGCCCCGACCUCAUCUCCACAGCCAUGGCAGCAGACUGCUGGAGAAGCUCUGAGCCGGGCCAGGGCCAGCCUGGCCCCUGGGGCUGCUGUCAGGCUGGCCCAUAUGACCCUUACCUCCAAUGCAGGCCUGAACAGUGUGGGUCCUUAGACACACCCACCGCUGAGCCCGUGGGGAGGAGCCCCAACCUUUCCAAGUCACCAGCACACAAUCCCCUCUCGGAAAAUGCCCAGGGUCCUGAGAAAAGGGAAGAAAAUGAAUUUGAUGGCUGUGGGUCUGCCUCAUCACUUGGCACCCCUCAUCACAUGACCCCCCCAGUGCUACCUCGAAAAACAAGGCCCCUGCAGAAGAGUGGGGAUGACUCCUCAGAAGAAGAAGGGGAAGUAGACAGUGAAGUUGAAUUUCCACGAAGACAGAGGCCCCACCGCUGCAUCAGCAGCUGCCAGUCGUACUCCACCUUCAGCUCCGAGAACUUCUCCGUGUCUGACGGAGAGGAGGGAAACACCAGUGACCACUCAAACAGCGCCGAGGAGCCGGCCGGCAGGCUCGAGGGCCGCCUGGCCGAGCAGCUGGACGACCUGCUGUCGCAGACGCCCGAGAUCCCCAUCGACAUCUCCUCACACUCGGACGGCCUCUCGGACAAGGAGUGCGCCGUGCGCCGCGUGAAGACGCAGAUGUCCCUGGGCAAGCUGUGCGCCGACGACCGGGGCUACGAGAACCCGAUGCAGUUUGAAGAAUCGGACUGUGACUCUUCAGACGGGGAGUGCUCCGACGCCACGGUGAGGACCAACAAACCCUACAGCUCCGCCACCUGGUAACGAAGAAGCAGCCGGUCCUGAAGCCCCCCGCACGCGGCGGUUCACACCCGCCCCACCCCCAGACUCCGCCCACCCUCUCCCCGCUUUUUGCCUGGGAAGGGAGCUGCCCCGUCUUCACUACCCCUAGAAACGAGCUGCAAUAACAGGAACAUGAGACUUCGCAAAUCUCUGGAGAAAAAUACCCAAGUGAAAUUAAGUCUCACUGAACAUUUCAAUCAAGAAUGGCAGGGAUCUAUUUUAUUGAAUAUUCUAGCUACUGUAACAUUGAUAUUUAUUUUUGACAUUUUAACACUUUAUACUGUAAAGAGUGAACUAUAUAUGAUAUAUAGAGAGACACAAUAAUUUCUUGAAAAAAAAAAGAAAAACAAUGGAAAGAAGUGGAAUUUAGGAACAACAUCAUUUGGAAUUUGUGGGGCUGGGAGGUACUAUUGCUGCUUCAACAGGGGACCAGUUCCUUGGCCAUAAGUGAUGGCAGAAGAGCCAGAGCAAGACAUACUGAACAUUUUAGCUUGUGAAGGACAAAAGAAAGGCAGGUGACUUGUGAACAGAUCACGUUCAGUCCAAACAGCUUGUCCAGGUGGAGGAUGGACACGAUCUAGAGAAGUUGGGUGAACAGAUGCUGGCACCCGCGGUCUUUGAGGGCGUGUGCUUCCUGUGGGCGGAAACAAACUGUAUGCGGAAGCUGAUUUCAUUUUCAAGUUUAUAAGCAGCAUUUGGUAGUGAGGCUUGCAGAUAGUCCCUGGCGAAUACUCCCCUUGUUAAUGCUGUCACUGUCACUACCUUGACCAAUGUGUUAUCUUGACCAGUGUGUUGAUCUUUUAGAUUCACGUGCCGCUUUCUUGUAGCUUAUGUCCUUUCCACCUGUUAGCCACUUCCUUUAGGAAAAAGGGUUGGGGGGUUCUGAGGAGAAAAGGAUAGGGAAAAAGAGCAUUUGCAACAGUGUUAGAAAAGCAUCUGUAGAAUUUGUGAAAAUAUAUCCUCAGGAGGGCUCAGUGCUGUCUGCUGGAGUCAUUUUGACUCAAGCAGCAGAACAGCCUUUGAAGGCAGCUAGGAUGUCCGUCUGUGUCCAAGCCCAAACCCUCCUUUGUUUUUGUUCAAUAACACAUUCUGUCCUGAAGCUUUAGUGACUGACUACACUGUCAGAAUAAAGGCAAGCUAGGCAGCUUAGAAAAGCAAGCAAACCCUUUCCCAGCACAAUAGCGUUUUUGUUAACUACUACUUGCAAAAUACAUUUUACUUCACUCUGAAUCAAAACCGUUCUUGGAUAACUGGAUUUGGAAAUUUGUGGAAAGAACAACUGAUGCCAAGCAGGGAUUGGAAAGACUUUACAUUGUCCCAAGCACGAGGAGGUCCUUCCUGUCUCCAGGGUCACGGACUCAGAAAAGCAUCCCAAGGUAACUCCACAGCACCUUGGCUUAAAGGAAAAUUUUAACUAGAAUUCUCUGUACAAACCCACGUGGACCUCGUUGCUGUCUCUGUCUGCAAGACAGGUCACUGUCAAACGACCUCUGUAGACUCUUGAAGCUCUGACGGCACAUCAUGCUGGAAGUUAGGGGAGACUUGCACAUUCAGGUAUUAAAGCAUUUCCUGUGCAGGUGAACAUGUUGCCCCUCCUCCGGGUUCCACUGACCGCAUCAGCCAAAAAGGAAAGGCAGGAGGGAGUUGAGAGCAGUUCCUUUCGCUUGUCUGAUCCCUCCAUUUGUUUACACUUUAUGUUGAGACAUUGAUUUAAAAUGUAGUGUCUGUAAUUUAUAGCAUCUAGGUAGGAUGAAGGAAAAUGUGUAACUUAUACAGAGGACAGUAUUGUUUGCAUUAAAUUAUUCCAUUUUGUAUAAAUUCUGUAGCUGGACUACAUGAAUGAUCUUAAGUUAUGACAUUAUUAUUGUUAUUUUAUAUUAUCAUUCUCAUUUUCUGUAGAUCAGAAGGUGUGUUUUACGAUGUAACACAAUGAUUGUGUUUAUUGCUAACCAUGAAUUACAAUGGAUUUCAUGAUUUUAAUGAAGGAAUGAAAAUGGAACUGCCAUUGGGGAGCUCCCUGGUAUUCAUCUGAGCUGUAAUCCCUAAUUUUCUGUGUCCAGCAACAAUCAUCUGAGGAUGUGUGUCCCGCCCUGAAGCCCAGUGAACACAUUGUAAUUUUGACUUGACCAUGAAAGCUCCUAAGCGGGCAGAUGACUGAGUGGAUGGACAAGUAGUUCAAAAGCUGUAUACUUUCCCAAGUUUCCUAAGAAUAAAAUCAUGGGACUACA
Oryctolagus cuniculus (rabbit) is the source of this 18621-nucleotide messenger RNA. It is a transcript of the gene MAP3K13, whose product is annotated as mitogen-activated protein kinase kinase kinase 13. The record is from RefSeq and is a predicted model, not a curated record. Gene Ontology annotation, cellular component: cytoplasm. NCBI's taxonomy places the organism in Eukaryota, Metazoa, Chordata, Mammalia, Lagomorpha, Leporidae. Gene Ontology annotation, biological process: protein autophosphorylation; JNK cascade. Gene Ontology annotation, molecular function: ATP binding; MAP kinase kinase kinase activity; protein homodimerization activity.